Molecule: messenger RNA, 2652 nt
Organism: Perognathus longimembris pacificus (Pacific pocket mouse)
Lineage: Eukaryota; Metazoa; Chordata; Mammalia; Rodentia; Heteromyidae
Gene: Bard1
Product: BRCA1 associated RING domain 1
Exons: 11
Coding region: 114-2432 (772 amino acids)
Molecular function (GO): protein binding
Source: RefSeq, a predicted model, not a curated record
GCUGGGACGGCGUGGCCCGGUUGGGAGGCUGGCUUCCUAGUAGUGGAUCUCAAGGUGCCUAAGUCCGCCGAGCCUCUCGGUUUCCGAGAAGCCUUCUUCGUGACGGCGAGGCGAUGCCGAGGAGCCGGCAGCCCAGGGUCCGUUCUGGGAACGAACCUUAUCCCGCGCCCGCCAUGGAGUCGGAGGUUGGCGGCGGGGCCUGGGCCCACAGCCGCGCCGCAUUCGCCCGCCUGGAGAAGCUGCUGCUCUGCUCGCGGUGUACUAAUGUUCUGAAGGACCCUGUGUGCCUAGGAGGCUGUGAGCACAUCUUUUGUAGUGACUGUGUAAGUGACUGCAUUGGAACAGGAUGUCCCGUGUGUCACACUCCAGCCUGGGUACUAGAUGUCAAGAUAAACAGACAGUUGGACAGCAUGAUCCACCUUUGUAGUAAGCUCCGAAAUCUGCUCCAUGACAAUGAGCUUUCAGAUGUGAAAGAAGGUACAUCUAGGACAAGAAUAUUUAGUGAUGCGGAAAACAAGAAAAAUUCAAUAAAAAUGUGGUUUAGCCCUCGAAGUAAGAAGGCUAGAUAUGUUGUGACUAAAGACUCAGUACCAACUAAGCCUCAAAAGACAACAGAUGAGAAAGCUCUGCCAGCUUCAGUGUAUGAAUUCAUUUCUGCAACUCCUCCCACAGUUGUUUCUAAGAGAACUAAAAAGGCAUCUACAACUUCUGCAAAAAAGCAAACACAUAGAACUUUAGCUGAAAUCAACCAAGAAUGGAACAAAGGGCUAGAACAAGAAGGUAUUGACCUUGUGUCCAAAGAUGAAUUCAAGGAAAGGAUAGUGUCCUUUUGUAGCCAGCCAUCUGUUUUAUUUAGUCCAGAGGAAAAUGGUGGAAUAGACUUACUUGAAAGUUGUUCCGUAGAAGAAUCUGAAUGUGGAAAUGUGACUGAAAUGUCUUUGCCAGUGGCUGAACAUAUAGUGUCUCCAGACAUUGAGAAUAAGAAGGAAGUGACUCCUGAGAAGGUCCAUAAAAAUGACCGUACUUCUAAGACAUCUUUGAGAGUAGGUUGUAAUGGGAAACAUAGAUCUAGUAACAAACCUUCUCAGCCUUUUCCUAAAAGGAGUAGAAACAGGGUUUCUAGCACUCUUAGAGGUUCUGUUAAACCAACAGUGUACUCAGAAAACAUACAAUUGCUUGAUUGUUCACCAUCUUCAAGCAAUCUUCCAGUGGAUGAAACACUCAGGAGAAACAGUAACGUGUCAGAUGAUUCCAUUAGCCUCUCACCACCAACACUGCCUUCUUCACUGAAUAGUUCAACAUACAGACGAAUGAUAUCCAGCCCCUCAACAACAAAGCCCUCACCCAGUAGCCUUGUGGUUGGGAAAAGAAAUCAUAGAGGAGAGACUUUGCUUCAUAUUGCUUCUAUAAAGGGUGAUGUACCUUCUGUUGAAUACCUCUUGCGAAAUGGAAAUGACCCAAACGUAAAAGACCAUGCUGGAUGGACACCACUGCACGAAGCCUGCAAUCAUGGGCAUCUGAAGGUCGUGGAAUUGCUGCUACAGCAUAAGGCCUUGGUGAACAGCACCGGCUACCACAACGACUCCCCACUUCAUGAUGCAGCCCGGAAUGGUCACCUGGACAUAGUCAAGCUCUUAUUGUCCCAUGGAGCUUCUAGGAAUGUUGUUAACAUAUUUGGUCUGCGGCCUGUGGAUUGUACAGACAAUGAAAAUAUGAAAUCAGUAUUGCUGCUACCAGAGGAGAAUGAAUCAUCUUCAACUUGUUAUCGCUCAGUAAUGAGUAGCUGGUCACGUAGGGAUGGACCUCUCGUGCUUAUUGGCAGUGGGCUUUCUUCAGAACAACAGAAAAUGCUCAGUGAGCUUGCAGUAAUUUUGAAGGCUAAAAAAUGUGCUGAAUUUGACAGUACAGUAACACAUGUCGUUGUUCCUGGUGAUGAGGCUCAAAGUACUCUGAAAUGUAUGCUUGGGAUUCUCAAUGGAUGCUGGCUUCUCAAGUUUAAGUGGGUAAAAGCAUGUUUACAAACAAAAGUAUUUGAAGAGGAAGAAAUGUAUGAAAUUCCUGAAGGUCCACGGAGGAGCAGAAUCAACAAAGAACUGCUGUUACCAAAGCUGUUUGAUGGAUGUUACUUCUAUUUUUGGGGAUCCUUCAUACAUCAUCCAAAAGACAACCUUACUAAGCUUGUCACUGCUGGAGGGGGCCAGAUCCUCAGUAGAAAACCCAAACCAGACAGUGAUGUGACUCAGACCAUCAAUACAGUCUCAUACCAUGCCAAACCCGAUUCUGACCAGCGCUUCUGUACACAGUACAUCAUCUAUGAAGAUUUGUCUGAUUACUGCCCAGAAAGGGUUCGGCAGGGCAAAGUCUGGAUGGCUCCUUCGAGUUGGCUUAUAAGCUGCGUGAUGUCCUUUGAGUUGCUUCCUCUUGACAGCUAGCUGAAAGUUACACCAGAUACAUUUCACACUGAACUUGCACAAUUUGUGACAACUCAGCCAUCACACUAUUCUUGAUCAUUCACACUUUAUAGAUAAGUAGAUUUAUUCACAUUGUUUUCUUUGAAUUAAAAAAAAAAUAGGAACAUUGUGGUAGCUAGAGGUCAAUUUCCUGAAAUAUUUCCCAUGCUUAGACAGUGCAAGGUCCUGGGUUCAAUCCCAG